CCCAGUUUCAGAACCUUUAUCAUUUCAUUCAUCUUGCUACACGAGAAAAGCACAAAAUGGAAGGGCAUCUGAACACACAAGAGUUUUGUUGUCCAAUCUGUCUGGAUUUGCUGGAAGGUCCUGUGGCAAUUCCAUGUGGGCACUGCUACUGCAUGGACUGUAUUAACAACUACUGGCACAAAGACGAUCAGCUAAACAUCUUUGACUGUCCACAGUGCAGACAGACGUUUAGUCCCAGACCUGUCUUAAAGACAAAUGGCAUACUGGCAGAGAUGAUGGAGAAGCUAAAGAAACCGGAGCUUCCAGAGGAUUCUCACAUUUACAGCAACUGGAUUCCUGGGGAUGUAACAUGUGAUUUCUGCAUAAGAAGAAAGCUAAAAGCAGUGAAGACUUGUUUGGUAUGUUUGGCGUCUUACUGUCAAAAUCACAUUCAGUCGCACUACAGCUCUCCUGUCCUAAAGAAACACAAACUGAUCGAAGCCUCCGUAAACUUACAGGAGAAGAUCUGUCCUCACCAUGACAAAUAUUUGGAAAUGUAUUGUUGGACCGAUCAACAGUGCAUUUGUCCUAUGUGUGUGAUGGAUGAGCACAAAGGUCACGAUACAGUUUCAGCAGAUGUUGAGAGCGCAAAGAAACAGAGAGAGGUAGGGAUGACGCGACAAAAAUACAAGCUCAAAAUCCACACUAAAGAGAAAGAACUGCUGGAGCUUCAACAGGCUGUGGACUCCUUCAAAAGCUCUGCGCAGUCUGCAAUGGAGAAUGGUGAGCAGAUCUUCAGUGAGUUGAUGCAAUCGAUUGAGAGGAGGUGGAGUAAAUUCAGAGAUCUGAUCAGAGAUCAGGAGAGAGCGGCAGAGAGCAUGCUGCAGACUCUGGAGCAGGAAAUCACUGAACUCAAGCAGAAAGAACAUGAGCUGGAGCUGCUUCUCCAGUCUAAAGAUCAGGUCCAUGUUCUUCAGAACUGUUAUUCCUUUUCUACUUUUGUACUUCCUGAUCCACCUUUCACAAUAGCCAAACUCUCGGACUUUGGGAAGACGAACGAUGCGAUAUCUGCUCUCAGAAUGAAGCUUGAAGAUCUCUUUAAAGGGGAAUGGCUCAGAAUCUAUCAAGCUGCCCGAUCAAUGAAGAUCCUCCACUGCACAGUGCCCAAAAUUAGAUCAGAGUUCCUGUACCAUUCCUGUCUACUGCAACUAAAUCCAUCAACAUCCCACAAGGACCUGAGUUUGUCUAAGGAGAACAGAGAAGUGACGGUGCAGAGCAGGGUGCAAUCCUGCCCGGACCACCCUGAGCGCUUCGAUUACUGGUGCCAGGUGCUAUGCACAGAAGGCCUGACAGGCUGCAGCUAUUGGGAGGUGGAGUGGAGAGGGAUGGGUGUAAACAUUGCCGUCGCGUACAAAAACAUUGCCAGGAAAGGGGAUAGCAGUAAAGCUCACUUCGGCUACAACGAUAAAUCCUGGAGUUUGUUUUGCUAUAGGAAAGGCUACGCUUUCUGGCACAAUGGGAUCGUCAGUAAGAUCUCUCAGCCCGGUUCGUCGAAUAUAGGCGUGUAUCUAGAUCACAGGGCGGGGAUGCUGGCCUUUUACAGCGUGGGUGACACCAUGAGCCUGCUCCAUAGAGUUCAGACCACCUUUACACAACCUCUCUAUCCUGGUUUUGAGUUUUCAUGUUAUGGAGCUUCAAUCAAGUUUUGUCAGUUGGAGUGAAAAUGAAGGGGUAUUUGGUUUUGUACAUUAAAAGCAAGACAAUUUAAACACGUAAGGCAUAAAAUAACAUUUUCUUCAUAAAGACGUUUUUAGCAGUAACAACAUAAACAAACGGCUUUCGUGGAACAAACUUAAAUUUCGAUAAACUUCCACAAAGAAAUUAAAUAAACUAUCUAAAUAAAUAAGUACAUUACUUUGUUCAAAUCAUAGCUAAAGCAUUGAUCAGCACGGCAUGUUCAAAUAUGGCGGCAUGUCGAUAACGCAAAAUCUCAUUGGUUCUCGCAUGUCUCAUUCUGUAGCCUGUGUUUUGUCACGAGAUAAUGACGGCGGGGAUGAAAGUAGUGCUUGGAAAAGAUUA
Messenger RNA from Paramisgurnus dabryanus, 2058 nucleotides. RefSeq names its product finTRIM family, member 66 (gene ftr66). The record is from RefSeq and is a predicted model, not a curated record. Lineage: Eukaryota; Metazoa; Chordata; Actinopteri; Cypriniformes; Cobitidae. Gene Ontology annotation, molecular function: protein binding; zinc ion binding.